AAGAGAUUAAUAGAGAUAAGAAGCAACGAGGCUGUUGUAUAUUUCCACCCAAGCACCCAACACACCUGGCCUCAACUUUCUGUCUGUCUAACCUGUGUACUUUCUGCAUCUCUCCUCACCCCCAGUUAGGUCCAGUUAGGUUCAGUUAGGUUCAGUAGUAGUAACAGGAGUGAGAGAAAGCUUGCAUCAAUUGCCAAGCAAUGUGGGGAUUCUUGGCCAAUUAUGGCAAGUGUUAAAGUCUUAUCCUACAUCCAGACCUUCUCAAGUGGCAACCUGGGCUUCUUUGUGGCCUCCAUUGUGGUCCACCUCUCCUGAGGUCCUGUCCUGCUCUUCUCUUCCCCAGGGCCCUUGCACCUCCUAUGCUAAUCUGUACCAGACUGCCAUACUGCAUUGCAUUGUUACAGGAUUUUCCUUCUUCUUUAUUGUUUAUCUAGUAACAAUGAGCAGCCUGUGGCAACUGGUCCUCCAUAGCUCAUCUAAUGCCAGCUAUUCCUAAAAUGUGCUGAGGAGCACAGAAUUUAGGAUGCUUAGGAGGGCAGGCAGUUGGGAGUAUGGGAUGCUGUGGGGGCUAAGGCUCCCCUCCCCCCUCUCCUUGACUUUUCCCUCCAUCUGUACCUUUCCUUCACUCCCCUUUCAGCUUUGCUCUCUCCCACUCCUGCAAGGACUCCAUUCCUGAAAAUGAAUGUGCAUCUCCUUUCUCCUCUUCUCCUGGGGUCCACAGGGAACUUCCUAGUUGUUCCCAGGCGAAGCCUCACACCGCUGGGGCUAAGGGUUCUGGUCAGACCUCCAAAGGCUCCUAACUCUGUUCCAUCCUCCAGCUAGUGCUUUACUUGUGUGGGGAGGAGAAAUUUGAGGCUGAAGAGGAAGUGGGAGGAUUAAGUGCUUAUUUCACCAUGGUUUCCUCUGUUUCUUCACUCCCAACCCCGUGGGAGGGAGGUGGCUUGACAAGGAUAAGAGGCUGCGUCUUGAGGAGGCUUCAGAGUCCCCUGAAACCUCAAUCCAGUCCCAGGGCUGAGGCCUUUCCAGGACCAGUUGCAGAGCCAGCAGCUGGAGGGUGCACAUAGGCCAAGACCUCUCCUUCCUCUCUAGGCUUCUCACAUAGGCCUUUGCCUAUGUGAUCUCAGUAAUUUGUCCUGCACAGGCUGGGGAGGGAGGGACUGGACUGAAUCUCACUACAUUUGGGCACCUGUCUUUGGGGUGUCCCUGACCUCUUAGGUCCUCCCACUAGCCCAGCUCAAGAAGAGGACCCAUGGCCUGGGAGGCCUCAAGCUUGCUAUCUCCCAUCCUGCUGGUGCUCCUGGCCUCAGGCUCCUGGGCACAAGAUACAGAGUUGCUUCAAGCACUGGAGGGCACAACCAUCUCUGUGACAUGCCAGUACAAACCUUCUCAACACUCAAAGCUGAAAAUUUGGUGUCGGAGAAUGGCACACUCUUCUUGUACCAUCUUAGUGGACAGUUCCAACACAAUGCCUGGGGGGCUGCGAUACUCCAUCCAGAACCAUCCUGCAUCUAGCUACUUCAAAGUCACCAUGACUGAGCUCAGGGUGAAGGACUCGGGAUUCUAUCACUGCCUAGUCUCUGAGUAUUCUCUGACCUUUCCUUCCAUUCUCAGAACCAUCCAUCUUGUGGUGUCUAAAGCUUCGACCCCACUCACCACCAGGAGAACCAGGAUGACAAUAGCCCCAUUCUCUGCCACCAGCCCUGUCCCUGACAGCCCUCCUGGCAACCGGAAGUGGAAGUUCAUCGUUGCUGGUGUCACCGUGGCCAUCCUGCUGCUGCUGGGUCUUGCUGCCCUUGUGGGCCUGUACCUUAGGAAAGUGCGAGGAACAGGCAGGAAAGGUGAGAAUGAGUCCCACCACAUCUAUGAUGGUAUUUCCAACGGGAAGGAGGGGACCACUCACUUUGACCAGAAGAUUAUAUCUGAUGAGGACACAGGGGCCAUCUGCUAUGCCUCACUCACCCACCUGAACCACGUGGGUCCUGAGGACUCCAUCUACGUCAACACCUAUCCCAACCCGAAGCCCACACCUGACUCUCUCCUGUCUGUGGAAUAUGCCAGCAUCACUGGAAGCAGAUGCCAACUCUCCACAUCUGCUGCCCUAGAUGGGGAGCCUAGGAAUUGAAGGCUGAAUUCACUGGGCAUUGAAAUGUACCAAACACUCACUAGGUUCAGAGCUACUCUGCCAGCAAUGGUUGAUUUUGUAUAGCUAAGGUGGCCUACACAACUAUCAGGGACUAUGCUGUUCUACAAGAGAGAAAAGGAAGGGAGAGCAAAGGAAAAGAAAGUCUGUAUCCACCCAGAGGACUGCCAUGGUGACUGUGGGGUCACAGAGUGGGUUUCUGGACUGCUGUCCUCUACCCUCUCCAGGGUCUGGGACAAGUUUUUCUAGACACAGUCCAGCUAGACAAGGGUUGGGGUAACUUGUUCCCCUCUGUAACUAUUGCUUCCUUAAUGACUGGGGCUGUGAAAUGGUGGCAAACUGUGCAAACCCCUCUGUGGGUGCCUCUCAGAGCUUCCAAGCCAACUGGGAGAGGACUGUCCCCCACUCCUUGCCCUCUGCUUCUCUUCUGUGUGGCUUCUGAUUCUAACUCCCUCCUACUCAUUCUUAUGACUCUGCCAGAGACAUGGGCAAUACUCACCAUUCGGGAGUCUUCCAAGCUCUUGCUCUUGCACUUGCCCUUGCCCAGCAGGAUGGGGCAAAGGAGCUUCUUUCCCUAUAGCCAGCCAUGCUGCUCCACUGAAACUGAGCUGGGCUCCUCUGCCUUCCAUGGAAACUGUUAUCCAUUCUGCUGGGUCUCAGAGUGGAUGGACUUAAGUCAUUCCACAGGGCUUUGCUACACACAGGGUCUCUUUUAUUGCAUGUUACCAAAGGGUGACACAGAACUCUGGGGACUCCAGGCCAAGUGGUGGCAAAGUGCUCCAUCAGGGAGACAGUUGUUGGGAACUGCAGAUUUAUCACCUCUCCAAAGUGACUGCAAAGGUCACUGAACCUAACCGGCAAUGGGACACAACUCUCCUUCAGACCUCAGUAAGGUGCUACACAGGGCUGGAGGUGUGGCUAAAGUGUCACAUAGUCUCUACUUUGACUUCAACCUCUCAGAGGACAAGGAACUCAUUGCAUCCUACUCAGACAGCUGGUUUGUGGAAGUUUUUAUCAACUAGGACCUCUCUUGCCCUGAGUCACAAUGAGACAUCAGCUCUGCUCACAGGGUGAGACUGAGCAGGCUGCAUCAGCUAGAAAGGGGAGGAGGGGUUGGAGAGGAGAGGAGUGGGAGGAUUGGGGUCUGGCAGUAUGGUCUUAAGGAUGAGGUCUUCCUCUAGGAGGAAGACGGGUAAGUUCCUGUCACCUCUAACCAACUGCAACAUCUGUGCUAUCACCAUCUGCCUUCUGCAGUCCCAGUGUUGAGAAUGUGGUUUUGUCUGCAAUCUGUGGCUUCGUGGGGACACAGACUAUGUAGAAUUGUAAGUUAGGCACUCAGGUUGAGGGAGGCAGGUACAAGGAAGGAGUGGGAUGUUCUGAGUGUCAACUUACUUGUGGGUCUCUGCCCUGCCCUGCCUGCCCAAGUCUGCCUCCUUCUGCAGCCCAGACCUGACUGCUGGAGGUUGGGUGAUUGCUGUACCCUGACCCAGCCUUGCUCUGAGGUCAUUGAUACUGACUUGUGACCUCACUUGACCACUGGUCCUCCAUGACUCUUAAUAGCCCCUCUACUCUUGGUUUACAUUUGAGUCUAUGUACACUCAUCCUUACCAUGUGUUUCCUGACUUGAGUCUCAUGCCUGAGCUGGUCUAGCAGCAGACCAGGGGCCAUGCUGGGGGAUGAGAAAUCUGAAGGAUUUUCUCACACUGGAGCUCCUGGAGCUGACUAGGGGUACCUCUGUCAGACUCUUUGCUCAGGGAUGAAGAUAGAAAGAUUAAUUCCUGGACACCGGCACAUAUGGAGUGUUUAUAAUAUGCCAGAUUCCUCUACAUGGACUCAUGGCUCAAGCAUUCAUAUAAGAUAAAUACUUUCGCCUGUUUUACAGAUGAAGUUGGGCACAGAGGGGUUAAGUUAUUUCUCAAAGUCACAUAGUAAAGAGUAGAUCCUUGACCCCAUGCCCCUGUUUCCUUAGGCCAAAACAAAGCAAUUAUGGCCACAGCCAGAGGAAUGUUAGAACAGGGUGGGAAGCAUGACCUUUUGUGAAACAAACUUCCAGGGGUACAGCUGACUCCACUGGGAAUUUCAAGAGAGAUUCCCAAUUAACCAGCGGCCCCAGAUAAGAGGCCUUGGGUUCCUCCUUCCCACCCUGCUCCUGCUACCAACAAAGGCCUGGAGGUCCCUUUCCAGAGCUUCGACCUCAGGAAUGGACACCAUUCUCUUGUCCCAGUGCUCAGGCAUCCACAACCACCAAGAUACCCUUGGGAUCCAGGUCCCAUAGGAAGGUUAUUUGAGGAGGAGGAGGGAAGGGACUAGUGUUCUGGAGACCUGGGAGACCCACUGCAUAUGUCUGGGCUCCCCACUGUGUGAGCAGUAUCCCUGUGGGUCUUCCUGCAACUGCUAAGUGGGCUGGCCAUUGGCCUUGUCUCCCUUGCUCUUUAACAAUAUGACUUGGUAGGUAACCCCUCCAAUUUGUCUUUUAGUGGUUGUCUUAAGCCACUAAGGUUUGAGAUAUUUUGUUAUCUAACUACAAAAAAGCCAAAACAAACAGCCAAGACAAAUUUGGAACACAAGGCUGUGGGGAAAGGAGAUGACCUAACUCUACCAGAGACCAAGUCUUGCUAUAAAGUUGUAAUAAUAUGUGCAAUCCUGGAAUGGAAAAUUGGCUGAGGCACAGAAUUGAGAGGAGUGAUGUUUGACAGAGUUGGCUUUGUGAACCAGGAGGAGAUAGAAUAUUUAAUGGUGCUGACACAGCCAUCUAUCCAUAUGGGGAAAAUAAAAUUAGAUUCCUACCUUAUGUCUUACACAAAAGUAAAUUUCAGAUGUGUUAUAAACCUAAAGGGGAACAGCCAAACAAUAAAAUGUUUAGACAAAAAAAUGCAUUUUUUAUUUGAUUUUUUUGAUUUCUGAAGUAAGACAUCAAAAGCACAAACCAGAAAGGGUAAAAAUUACAAAAUGUUUGAUUAUAUUAAAUUUUGGUACCAAAGAUGAUACUAGAAACAAGAUGAAAGGGUGAACCACAGACAAUAACUAGACACUUGCAAUACUGUGGAGAGUGGAGUACCUAAGCACAGGUGUAUCAAAUAAACUGCGGGUUUGAGUUUGGCACAGCCCCAAGCCACAGAAGGGAGCAAGCAUACUUAUGCCAAAUAAACUGCAGUCUUGAGUUGGCACAGCCUCAGCUGCAGAAGUGGGCAAGAUGAAGUACAGCUGUUUUUCUUAAGAUGUUUACCUUCAGACAGAAGUAUUCACAGGUUCCUCCUGUUCCCGAGAAUUGCAAUGUCAUCCCCACUUCCCCAAGAACUGCCUCUCCACCUCCUGUUGCCACUGUAUAUAAUAAACUCACUGGAGGUGGAGGGGGCUGGUGUGUCUCCAUCUGAGCGCCCAGCCUACCUGGCCCCAGCUUUAUGCAUGUUUGGUCUUCUGUCUGUUGUCUUUUUCUGCAUCUCCAUUGUCCCCAGUUAGGUUUCUAGGACAAACUCGUGCGGGAUGCAAGACAAUACAAUAUGACUGGUUUUAGUAGCCUUAAUGUAUAAAGAUUUUAUUCAAAUCAAUAAAAAGGACAGACCAAUUUCAGUUGAUAUUUAGGUAAAAAUAAAGCAGACAAGGAAAAAAUUUGAAGACCCAGAUAUAUUUAUAUCCAGCAGACUGGCUGGGGGCUUCAAAUAUGUCUUCAG
Molecule: messenger RNA, 5811 nt
Organism: Castor canadensis (American beaver)
Lineage: Eukaryota; Metazoa; Chordata; Mammalia; Rodentia; Castoridae
Product: trem-like transcript 4 protein
Cellular component (GO): cell surface
Molecular function (GO): signaling receptor activity
Source: RefSeq, a predicted model, not a curated record